This is a messenger RNA of Callorhinchus milii (elephant shark), 3609 nucleotides long. RefSeq names its product atrial natriuretic peptide receptor 2. The transcript is spliced from 22 exons. Bases 1 to 3222 code for a protein of 1073 amino acids. NCBI's taxonomy places the organism in Eukaryota, Metazoa, Chordata, Chondrichthyes, Chimaeriformes, Callorhinchidae. The record is from RefSeq and is a predicted model, not a curated record. Gene Ontology annotation, cellular component: membrane. Gene Ontology annotation, molecular function: protein kinase activity; peptide hormone binding; guanylate cyclase activity. Gene Ontology annotation, biological process: protein phosphorylation; receptor guanylyl cyclase signaling pathway; cGMP biosynthetic process.
AUGAAGCUGACCUGCCCCCGGAGUUCCUUCCCCUCCCUCCUCCUCCUCCUGCUCCUGCUCCUGCGCUCCUCUCUGGGCAGCCCGGGGGGGCGAUGGCGGGGGUCGGGGUCCGGGAACACCAGCGUCAACAUCGCCAUCGUCCUGCCUCACAACAACACCGAGUACGCCUGGGCUUGGCCGAGGGUCGGACCGGCCAUCCGACUGGCCAUCGAGAAGAUCAACGGCGACCGGAGCCUCCUGAGGGACCACCACCUGACCUACAAGUUCAUGAGCAGCGAGCAGGACGGCAAGUGCGCCGAUUUCCUGGCGCCCAUCCACGCCGUGGACCUGAAGCUGGAGUACGACCCCGACGUGUUCGUGGGUCCCGGCUGCAUCUACACCACCGCCCCCGUGGCCCGUCUCGCCACCCACUGGAAGGUGCCCCUGGUCACGGCCGGGGCUUCGGCUUACGGCUUCUCCAACAAGACGGGAGAGUUCAACACCACCAUUAGGACCGGACCCGCUUAUCCCAAACUGGGCGAGUUCAUCAGCCACCUCCACUGGACCUUCAACUGGACUUCCAGGGCCGCCCUGAUCUACCUGGACAUCAAGAGGGACGACCGCCCUUUCUUCUUCAUGACCGAGGGCAUCUACACGUCCCUGGAGUACGAGUUCCCCAACAUCACGGUGUUCAGCAACACCGAGGAGCAGUUGGACCACACCGAGAUCCUGGCCAUCGUGCACUUCAUCAAACAGCACAGCCGGAUUGUGUAUAUAUGUCUUCCCUUCGAAGGUUUACGCCAGAUCAUGUUGUACGCCCAUAAAGAGGGACUGACGGGUGGGGACUAUGUCUUUUUCUACGUGGAUGUGUUUGGGGAAAGUCUCAGAGGGAAUUCGCAAUCGCCCGGAGGGUCCUACAGACUCUGGCAAACCAACGACAGCCAUGAGGAGAUCCUCAAGAAAGCUUUCGAAUCUGUUAUGAUCAUUACCUAUCGGCAGCCAGAGGACCCGACAUAUUUGACGUUUCAGGAAGAUUUAAGGAGCAAAGCUAGACGUGAGACGGGCAUAAUUUUGAACAACACUCUGAUUAAUUUUAUUGCUGGCUGUUUCUAUGAUGGUAUCACGCUGUAUGCCAUGGCUCUGAAUGAGACACUCGCAGCAGGAGGAACCAAGAAAGAUGGGCUGAUUAUCACCAGGAACAUGCUGGACAGACAAUUCCAAGGUGUAACUGGGCUAGUGAGCAUCGAUGAAAAUGGUGAUCGAGACAUUGACUUUAGUCUCUGGGACAUGGUCAACACAGAAACGGGGGAAUACGAGGUUGUUGCUCACUACCUUGGAAUAAAGAAACAGAUCUUCUGGAUUCCCAACCUAGAGAUUCAUUGGCCAUUGGGUUUUCCUCCCGUAGACAAUCCUCCUUGUGUGUUUGAUACUGAAAACCCUUCCUGCAAGCAAGUUACCUUGCCACUUCUCGGAAUCGUUGCCCUGGGAGCGGGUCUUACGCUGGCUAUUUUUGGAAUAUCCAGCUUUCUUGUUUACAGGAAACUAAAGCUGGAGAAGGAGCUAGCCAGGAUGAUGUGGAGAAUCCGCUGGGAAGAACUUCAAUUGGGAAACUGUGACAAAUACCGGAAGGGUGCUGGCAGCAGACUCACCUUGUCAUUGCGAGGAUCCAGUUAUUGUUCCUUAAUGACCACCCAAGGAAAAUAUCAGCUCUUUGCAAAGACUGGCUACUUUAAGGGUAAUUUAAUCGCAAUCAAACAUGUAAAUAAGAAGCGGAUUGAGCUUACCAGACAAGUACUAUUCGAACUGAAGCACAUGAGAGAUGUGCAGUUCAACCAUUUAACAAGGUUCAUUGGAGCGUGCAUUGAUGCGCCAAAUAUCUGUAUUGUAACAGAAUAUUGCCCUAGAGGAAGUCUUCAGGAUAUCCUGGAAAAUGAAAGCAUUAACCUUGACUGGGUAUUCCGCUAUUCACUGAUCAACGACAUUGUGAAGGGAAUGGCAUUUAUACACAACAGUAUUAUUAGCUCACAUGGGAAUCUUAAAUCAUCCAACUGUGUGGUGGACAGUCGCUUUGUGCUAAAAAUCACAGAUUAUGGUUUGGCAAGUUUCCGCUUAACGUGUGACAAUGAAGAUUCAUACGCUCUCUAUGCAAAAAAACUUUGGACAGCACCAGAGUUAGUAAGAUGGGGGCGAGCACCUCCUCAAGGUACCCAGAAAGGAGACAUAUACAGUUUCGGCAUUAUUCUUCAAGAAAUUGCCUUGAGAAAUGGCCCAUUUUACAUAGAAGGAAUGGAUCUCAGUCCAAAAGAAAUUGUUCAGAAGGUCAGAAAUGGUCAAAAGCCUUACUUCAGGCCCAGCACAGACAUCAAUCGCCACAGUGAAGAAUUGGGCCACUUCAUGGCCAGGUGCUGGGCAGAGGACCCUGCUGAGAGGCCUGAUUUUAGCCAAAUCAAGAUCCUGAUCAGAAGAUUCAACAAAGAGGGCAGAAGCAGUAUCCUGGACAACCUGCUCUCACGGAUGGAGCAGUAUGCCAAUAACCUGGAGAAGUUGGUAGAAGAGAGGACACAGGCCUACCUUGAGGAGAAGAGGAAAGCAGAAAAUCUGCUCUAUCAAAUAUUACCUCACUCUGUGGCGGAACAGCUGAAGUGGGGCGAGACAGUACAAGCAGAGGCAUUUGACAGUGUCACAAUUUAUUUCAGUGAUAUCAUCGGCUUCACUUCCAUGUCUGCGGAGAGCACGCCUCUGCAGGUGGUGACCUUACUGAAUGACCUUUACACCUGUUUUGAUGCUAUUAUUGACAACUUUGAUGUCUAUAAGGUGGAAACCAUUGGAGAUGCCUACAUGGUUGUCUCAGGCCUUCCUGUAAGGAAUGGUAAACUCCAUGCCCGGGAAUCUGCCCGAAUGUCCUUAGCGUUGCUUGAAGCAGUCAGAUCAUUUAAAAUACAGCACAGACCCAAUGACCAGCUGAAGCUACGAAUAGGAAUGCACACUGGUCCAGUGUGCGCGGGGGUUGUUGGCUUAAAAAUGCCUCGCUAUUGUUUAUUUGGAGACACGGUUAAUACAGCAUCUCGUAUGGAAUCUACUGGAGAGGCCUUGAAAAUCCACGUAUCCUCGGCAACCAAAAGCGUUCUGGAUGAGUUUGGAAGUUUUGAACUGGAUCUCCGUGGAGAUGUGGAAAUGAAGGGUAAAGGCAAAAUGAGGACAUAUUGGCUGCUCGGCGAGAGAAAACAUGUUCUCGACAUCUGAAGGAAAAAUCAGUAUGUGAGUUGCCUGCACAGUAUUAUACUGCAGAGCAGUGAUUGUUAAAGCUACAGUUUUAUUUGUUCCAAAAAUAAACUUUGGCUAUGUUGAUUUCUGGAGAACAGAUCUUAUGCAAAAUAUCAGUAGCAUAGAAGUAUUCCGGGUAUGUUUUAUACCUGAGCAAAGCUGCAAAAUAUGUCAUUUUUAUUAAGAUCUUUUUCUUCUAAGUGAAUACUUUUCAACAAUAAACCCUUAUUUUUUGUGCUUUCUAUAUUAAGAUUUAUAUAAUGUGUUUGAGAAGAUAUGUAAAUAUAUUUUCCCCUUCUACAAGCUGUAUAUACUGUGUAUCAAGAUAUUGCUAAAUAUUUUGUUCAAAUAAACCCAAUAAAAACC